Molecule: messenger RNA, 2386 nt
Organism: Astyanax mexicanus (Mexican tetra)
Lineage: Eukaryota; Metazoa; Chordata; Actinopteri; Characiformes; Acestrorhamphidae
Gene: fktn
Product: fukutin
Exons: 10
Coding region: 206-1579 (457 amino acids)
Cellular component (GO): Golgi membrane
Source: RefSeq, a predicted model, not a curated record
CCCUCGGCUCCUGCCGUCCGGCUGUGUUUGCUGGGGGUUGUCUGGGUGUGCUGGAGCCUGGUGUUUCUAAAUGAAUGCAGUCCGGAGUUAUUUUACCUCUCCUCUGAUGAAGCUCCAUGCAGCCAUCACCGACUGACCACAAGCAUGGUGACGGAGUCAGCCUUAUGGCCCUGCCCUUUACAGUCACAUCCAACCAGGCGCCCCCAUGCCUAGAAUCAACAAGACAGUGGUGCUGGCUUUGCUCAUCACCACCAGUUCCAUAUUCCUCUUGUUUCAGCUUUACUACUACAGACAGUACAUAACCACGAGUGGACUCCAUGUAUUGGGUGGUAAAGGCUCCCUGGUGGGGAAGGAGGCACAGUGGCACUUGGUGAAGAAGUUUCUCGGCCUGGCCCAUAAGUUCAACCUGCCUGUGUUUCUGGCGGAUAAAGCCUCCCUGAACCUGCUUUCCCAGGAGGCCAUUCUGCUGAGGGACAGCCAACUGAAAGAGCCUCACUGCACCUUCCUGUGUACGCACCGGGACUUCGUCACCUUCGGCCUGCUCGGAAACCUCUGGAAAUAUGAUGCCAGCUUGCUGGAGGCAGCAGAGGACCGUGGCCUGGAGCUGCUGCAGGUUGGGGGAAAGGACCCCCGGCUGGUCAGCAUGGACGACCUGAUUGGCAGCGAGAUCCCUCUGCACCUCCUGUUCCGCUUCAACAGUCGCGUGUUGCACGUGGUCGUACUGUACGAGCGCAGCGGCAACUACCUGUGGCACGGACCCCUGCGUCUCAAGGCCAGCGCGGACCGCACCUUCGCCCCCUUCGGAAAACUGGACUUUGGCCGCUAUGCAGGAGCCUACGACAGGCCAGAGCUUCUGCUGACCACUCUAGAUGGCCUUGAUGUGCGGAUUCCAAAAAACUUCUCACGCUUCCUGGGCGAACUUUCCAACAACCGCUUUCUGGAAUGCAGAUAUCGAGAAGCUGCAGCCUUCUAUCAGUUGUACCCAGAUGAUACAUCUCCAGAGGCUAUGGACUUCAGGAUGAAGGCCAAGAGUCUGCUCCACCUGGCUGCUCGAGUUCUGUCUGAGCUUCAGGUGCCGUUCUGGUUGAGUAGUGGUACAUGUCUUGGCUGGUUCCGGCAGUGUAAUAUCAUCCCGUACAGUAAAGAUGUGGACCUGGGCAUCUGGAUCAAGGACUACAGGCAUGACAUCACACAGGCCUUUCAGAAAGCUGGACUCCCUCUCAAACAUAAGUUUGGAAAGAUAGAGGACAGUCUGGAGCUCUCUUUCCAAGGCCUGGAUGUUAAACUGGACAUUUUCUUCUUCUAUGAGGACGGUGACAUUGUGUGGAAUGGAGGCACGCAGGCAAAGAGCGGCAAGAAAUUCAAGUAUGUUUUCCCGCGGUUCAGCCUGUGCUGGACAGAGCUGCUGGAGCUGAAGGUCAGAGUGCCCUGUGAGACUCUGGACUACGUGAUGGCCAACUAUGGACCAGACUGGAACGUUCCUGUGAAGACCUGGGACUGGAAGAGCUCUCCGCCCAACGUGCAGGAGAACGGGGUGUGGCCCAUUAAGGAGUGGGACGAUGUCAUUCAGGUAUACUGAAGCUUCAGUAUACCUAACAAUGACUGAAUUAGAUUUUUUUUGGUAAAGGCUGCUAUGUUUAAGUUCUAAUGUGUUAAAAUGUGGGUCAGUUCAAAAAGAUUGUAAUACAGUAUUUACCACUAUAACUCUCUCUAGUCAGAAAUUCUUUCUUGGGAAAAGUUUCAAGGAUUAUUUCUACAUUUCUCAACCUGCAAACCUUAUACCUCCAUCUUUCCAGUUUUACUGGAGAGGUAAAACAAUCCUUCAAUUAAAAUUGUUUAAUGGAAGACAAUGUAAAAAGAUUUUAUUCAUUUAUAUAUUCAUUUUAGAUCAUUUCUAUUGGUCCAUUUAUCAUUCAUUUUUAAAAUGGAUUCACAUUAAGGUCUGUGGUAAUUGGCCAUUUUCUUCAGAUGCAGAUGGAGAUCAGGUUAAACAGAACUGAAUCAUUAUGUCUGUAAAAGCAGUCAAAAAGAAAUGUAUAUAGAUGAAUCUCUCAUAGGUGAGAAGAUUGACAGUGGCAUGAUUAACACUACUCUGUAUGGUUUGAAGUGUUCGUUGUUUGUAAAUGCAUUGAGUGUGUGUUAAUAACGAGUGCAGUAUUCUGACUAACUUUACUACUGAGUCAUGUUUGUUUUUAUUCAUUAAGAAAUGUAGCAUUUCUACCACAUGCACUCACACACACUUAAAUACUUUAUGUACAGUAUGGUACAUGUCUGGGUUUAACAAACUGUUUUGUUCAUGUGUUUUAUGUCAUUUGUUAUACAGUUUGAAUUUGUUUUGUUUUUUUUUGUUGAGAAAUGUGCUAUAAAUAAAACUUAUUAAAUAUUA